AACCGUCGCACCACCCAGAAGCCUUCGCUGCUCAACUUACCACUCACCUCCCGCCAUCGCAGCGCCUCGCUGACCUCCAAAGCAUGGCUUCCAUUGACCCGGAGAAGACUGCAUACGACCACGGCGGCUCGCCAGCGUCGCUAGACCGCACCCACCAUGCGCACAUCAUCAAGGAAGACCGCCUGCGCCGCUCGCUAUCUGCGCGCCAGGUCCAGAUGAUCGCCAUCGGCGGCACGAUUGGCACGGGACUCUUCCUUGGAACAGGAAAGGCACUGGCGACGGGCGGUCCGGCGUCCCUUCUCCUCUGCUACGCCAUUGUUGGCGGCAUCGUGUUCGUGACGAUGCUUUCGUUGGGUGAGAUGGCGGCGUUCGUGCCCGUCGCGGGAUCCUUUUGUACCUUCGCUGGCCGCUAUGUUGACCCAUGUCUGGGGUUCGCCUUGACGUGGAAUUACUGGUUCAACGACGCUGUCUCAACGGCCGCGGAUCUAGUCGCGCUACAGCUACUCGUGCAGUACUGGACCGAUGACUUCCCCUGGUAUGCACUCGGCAUUAUUGUCUGGGUGCUUAUUGUGCUGGCCAAUAUCAUCAACGUGAAAGCGUACGGUGAAUUGGAGUACUGGUUGAGCUUACUCAAGGUUGUAACGAUUAUCAUCUUCAUCAUAUUGAGUAUCGCGGUAAAUGCCGGCGGCAACCAAGGAUAUGGAUAUAUCGGCGGAAAAUUCUGGACCCACGGGGACGCGCCCUUUGUCAGCGGUAUUGGGGGCUUCGCAUCGGUAUUUGUAACGGCCUCGUUCGCAUACGGCGGCACCGAGUCCAUCGCCAUCACGGCGGGAGAGACGCGCGAUCCCGCGAGGACUCUUCCGCGCGUAGUCAAGAACGUCUUUUGGCGUAUCCUACUGUUCUACAUUCUGUCCGCACUUAUGAUCGGUCUCAACAUUCCGUACGACUACCCAGGCCUGAACACAAAGUCCAGCCGCACCUCUCCGUUCACCAUCGCCUUCCAGAUGGCUGGCUCGAAAGCAGCUGGCUCAUACGUCAACGCAGUCGUCAUAACGAGCGUGGUCUCUGCAGGGAACCACGCGCUUUACGCCGGCACCCGCCUGCUCUACACGCUCGGCGUGAACGAACACGCACCGAAAUUCUUCACCAAAUUGACGCGCUACCAGGUGCCCUGGGUAGCGGUGGUCACGACAAGCGUGGUCUCCAUUGUGCUCUUUUCGCUUUCCUUUGCAGGGUCCGGCCAGCUCUGGACGUGGCUGCAAAACCUCGUCGGCGUUUCGAAUCAACUCAGCUGGAUAUGCAUCGGCAUCGCGUCCUUGCGCUUCCGCGCCGGGCUCAAAGCGCAAGGCAAGGAGCACCUUCUGCCUUUCCGCAACUGGACGUACCCCUGGGGUCCCAUCCUCUGUGUGUCGCUGAACAUCUUCAUCGUACUUGUACAAGGAUGGAGCUCUUUCAGUCCGAAAUUUUCUUCAGUCGACUUUGUCAGCUAUUACCUCGAAUUACCCGUAUUUGUUCUUAUGAUCAUCGUGUGGAAGCUCAUCAAGCGAACAAAGUUUGUGAGGGCAAGUGAGAUGGAUUUAGAGACAGAUGUGUAUACGAAAGAAGAUAUCGAACCCGAAGAGAAGGGGUGGGUUAGCAGAGUGAAGAGAAUUGGGUCCUGGUUCUGUUUCUGAGCAGGUGGCGUGGGUUUUUCUUGUCGCUAAAUCGCUGUUGUUUGUACCCAUCUGAAAGCUGAUGUAGAUUUUUCAUAGACAGACAAUAGUGCAGGGAUGCGCCCAAGGGGGUAAAGAAAAUCUUGUAUCCCGUGAGGCGCCAAGAUACGCCCUGCGGGGUUGCUGCUGCCUAAGCCAGUUACUUUAGAAUAGAGGACAACAAUAC
This is a messenger RNA of Lindgomyces ingoldianus, 1878 nucleotides long. RefSeq lists its product as uncharacterized. Gene Ontology annotation, molecular function: amino acid transmembrane transporter activity. The transcript has a single exon. Gene Ontology annotation, biological process: amino acid transmembrane transport. The record is from RefSeq and is a predicted model, not a curated record. The coding region runs from base 84 to 1673 and encodes 529 amino acids. Gene Ontology annotation, cellular component: membrane. NCBI's taxonomy places the organism in Eukaryota, Fungi, Ascomycota, Dothideomycetes, Pleosporales, Lindgomycetaceae.